AUGCCUAGAUCUUCUCGUACAGGUGAACUGCAAUAUAAUCCUGAGAUAGAGAAAACUGCUCGUGCAUUGAGAAAAGCAACAAGAGAACGAGCAGAGGCAUCCUCCUCAUCUACUGGACAUAAUUCAGUAGUAGAUUUUGUGGAUUCAUUUAGUGAGACGGAAGAGAUAGAUAGCACCAUGGCUAAUGAACGGACAUUGAGAGAAUUGGCUGCACCAGAUUUAAAUCAACAGCCUCUAUGCAUUACUUAUCCUACAUUAGAGGUUGCAUUUGAGUUAAAAUCUGGACUAAUCCAUUUACUUCCUUCUUUUCAUGGCUUACCAGGUGAAGAUCCCCACAAGCAUCUCAAAGAAUUCCAUGUGGUUUGCUCGACAAUGAAACCUCAGGGAGUCACAGAGGAGCAAAUUAAAUUAAGAGCCUUUCCAUUUUCCUUAGCCGAUAAAGCUAAGGAUUGGCUCUAUUAUCUGCCCUCUGGGUCAAUAUCCACAUGGACAGACAUGAAGAAGCAUUUUCUAGAAAAAUUCUUUCCUGCAUCCCGAGCUGCAAGCAUUAGGAAAGACAUCUGUGGAAUUCGACAAUUCAAUGGAGAGACUCUACAUGAAUAUUGGGAAAGAUUCAAAAGAAUUAUUGAUGCUGCCAGUGGGGGCUCCUUAGUGAAUAAAACACCCACGGAGGCAAGAAAUUUGAUAUCGAGUAUGGCUGCAAAUGCUCAACAAUUUGGAGACAGGCAGGAUAACACGACUCGUAGAGUCAAUGAGUUAGCUAUAGGACAAAUGCAGCAAUUGAAAACAUGUGGAAUCUGCUAUGGUUCGAGUCAUCCAACAGAUAUGUGCCCCACACUCCAAGAUGAUUCGACUGAGCAGGCUAAUGCAGUUGGAUUUCCAGGACCACCUCAGAGACGGUAUGAUCCCUAUGCAAACACCUAUAAUCCAGGAUGGAGGGAUCAUCCUAAUUUUAAUUAUGCAGUAAGGCCACCAGGAUUUUCACAUCAGUCACAAUAUCAACCUAGACCUCAACUUUCACAGCAACAACCUGCUCCUAAAUCAGUCAAUAGAUUGGAAUCCCAAUUAUCUGGAAAGCUACCUUCGCAGACAAUUGUCAACCCCAAGCAAAAUGCUAGUGCCAUCACAUUAAGAAGUGGCAAAGAGUUGCCUGAGCCGAGCAAGAAAAUUUCUGAACAAGCAAUCGAGGAAGAGCUCGAAAAAGAGGGGAAUGUGUCUCAACCUAGAGCCUUGGAACAACCAGAUUUUGGAGAAAAAUCAACACAAGUGGUUACACCUCCGCCUCCAUUUCCUAGUCGACUGGCAAAGCCUUUAAAAGAGACGGGCGUAAUAAUUCAACUGGCUGAUCGAUCAAAUGCCUAUCCUGAUGGAGUUUUGGAGGAUAUUUUAGUGCAAAUUGAUAAUUUGAUUUUUCCUGCAGAUUUUUAUGUGCUUGAUAUGGAGGAUGAUAAUUCUAAUUCAUCUCCAAUACUGUUAGGGAGACCAUUUUUGAAAACUGCUAGAACAAAAAUUGAUCAAAAUUUUGAAUUUAAUAAUGACGAUGCGUUGAAGGUUGCUAUUUCUACUGAAUUUUCCAAUGUGUCUUACUUGGAAUUACCUCUGUCUCAUUCACAGCUUUUGCCAUCUAUUGUGCAAGCCCCGAAGGUGGAAUUAAAGCAGUUACCGGAUAAUUUAAAGUAUGCAUUCUUGGGAGAUGGAGAUACACUCCCAGUAAUAAUUUCCAGUAAAUUGACUGCUUUAGAGGAAGAAAAACUAAUUCGGGUGUUGAAGGACCACAAGGAGGCAAUAGGAUGGACAGUGGCUGACAUAAAAGGAUUAAGUCCAGCCACUUGCAUGCAUCGCAUCUUGUUAGAAGAUGGUGCUAAGCCUUCGAGAGAGGCUCAACGGAGAUUGAACUCACCAAUGAUGGAGGUAGUGAAGAAAGAAGUUUUAAAACUUCUUGACACAGGUAUAAUCUAUCCCAUUUCGGAUAGUAAGUGGGCCUAUAGACGAAUGCCUUUUGGUCUUUGUAAUGCGCCUGCUACAUUCCAAAGGUGUAUGGUUAGUAUAUUUUCUGAUUAUGUGGAGAAUAUCAUAGAAGUGUUUAUGGAUGAUUUUACUGUCUAUGGUAAUUCUUUUGAUGAAUGUUUAACUAACCUCACAAAAAUUCUUAAAAGGUGCAUUGAGACUAAUCUUGUUUUAAAUUAUGAGAAAUGCCAUUUUAUGGUGGACCAAGGCAUAAUUUUAGGUUUUUAUAGGCGUUUCAUCAAAGAUUUUUCAAAGAUAUCCCAUCCUCUAUGCAAAUUACUUCAAAAGGAUGUGGUAUUUCAUUUUGAUGAUAAUUGCAAGAGUGCAUUUGACACGCUCAAGGGAUCAUUGACUUCAGCACCAGUGGUUCGACCACCAAACUGGAGUCUUCCUUUCGAGAUAAUGUGUGAUGCCAGCAAUUUUGCUGUUGGUGCAGUACUUGGCCAGAAGGAGGGCAGAGCUUCUUAUGUCAUUUAUUAUACCUCGAGGACCUUGGAUGGUGCCCAGUGCAAUUAUUCGACUACGGAAAAGGAGCUUUUAGCUAUUGUUUUUGCUUUAGAAAAAUUCCGUUCUUAUUUACUUGGCACUAAAGUCAUUAUUUAUUCUGACCAUGCAGCUUUGAAAUAUUUGCUCAACAAGAAAGAGGCCAAACCACGACUUAUAAGGUGGAUUCUCCUACUCCAAGAAUUUAAUUUGGAAAUUAAAGACAAAAGGGGUGCCGAAAAUAUGGUUGCUGAUCAUCUCAGUCGUUUGAUCAAUAGUGAAGGACCUGCUCCCUUGAAGGAUAAUUUUCCAGAUGAGCAUCUUUUUGUAGUUCAAAAGACAACUCCCUGGUAUGCUGAUUUAGUGAAUUAUCUGGUUACUAGAACGCUACCUAAUGAUUUGUCUAGAGCUCAAAAGGAAAAAAUUAAAAGUGAUGUUAAAUAUUAUGUGUGGGACGAACCAUACUUGUGGAAAUAUUGUUCUGAUCAAAUUAUUCGCAGGUGUGUGUCUACAGAAGAGGUUCCAUCAAUUUUAUCUUUCUGUCACUCAUAUGCGUGUGGUGGACAUUUUGGCCCUAAGCGAACUGCAAGAAAGACAGGUAAUUUAAGCCAUAGAGAUCAAAUGCCUCUUACUCCUAUACUGGUUUGUGAAAUUUUCGAUAUAUGGGGUAUAGAUUUUAUGGGUCCAUUUCCUUCCUCUUUUGGUAAUAUGUAUAUAUUACUUGCAGUUGAUUAUGUCUCAAAGUGGAUAGAGGCUAAGGCAACUAGGACUGACAAUGCUAAGGUUGUAGUUGAUUUUAUUAAAUCUCAUAUUUUUGUCAGGUAUGGCACGCCAAGAGCAAUUAUCAGUGACCGAGGGACACACUUCUGCAAUCGAGUAAUGGAAGCAUUGUUGAAGAAAUAUGGCGUCACUCACCGGGUUUCUACGUCCUAUCAUCCGCAGACUAGUGGUCAAGCAGAAAUCUCCAAUAAAGAAAUCAAAAAGGAUUGGAGUUUGCGCUUAGAUGAUGCACUUUGGGCUUACCGUACAGCUUUUAAGACCCCCAUAGGUAUGUCUCCUUACCGAUUAAUUUUUGGCAAACCUUGUCAUCUACCUGUGGAAUUGGAACAUAGGGCAUAUUGGGCAGUUAAAAAUUAUAAUAUGCGGAUGGAUGAAUCUGGAGAACACAGGAAGUUGCAAUUGCAAGAGUUGGAGGAAAUCCGAAAUGAUGCAUAUGAGAGUUCUUGCAUUUAUAAGGAGAAGACAAAAGCAUUUCAU
Molecule: messenger RNA, 3747 nt
Organism: Coffea eugenioides
Lineage: Eukaryota; Viridiplantae; Streptophyta; Magnoliopsida; Gentianales; Rubiaceae
Exons: 11
Biological process (GO): DNA integration
Molecular function (GO): nucleic acid binding
Source: RefSeq, a predicted model, not a curated record